GCGCUCUGUUUGGGGUCCUCGCUCUGUAGCGCUUCCUGGUCCACGUAUUGAGAAGAUCCCUGACAUCCUCUGUGACAGAUUCUGACUUUACACUGAGUUUGUUUGGAUUGAGUUUCUCUUACAUGUUGACUCUUCACCCCGCGGCGGUGGGCAGCUGACCGGAGACGUUUUCAGACUUCACGGUCCCGUUAACCGGAUCAUCAUGUCCUGGUUCACUGACUUGGCCGGUAAAGCUGAAGACUUCCUGAAUAAAGUGGACCAGGGAGCUGCUACCGCCCUGACCCUCAACCAGGAGAGAUCGUCCUCCUUCUCCUCCCCGUAUGAAGGAGAAUCAAUCAUCAAACCAGAGUACAACACUUCAGAUUAUAAGACCAGCACAGCUGUAUCACAUCACACCUAUUCCUCCUCUCACGAUGCCCCGAGCUUCAUCUCUUCAGCCGCUGGAAACAUCAAGAGAUCCAGUGCGACUCUGCUGGCCGGCACCGCCAACGUGCCCAGCACCGCCUCCGCUUCGAACAGCGGCGCCCCGAACUCUGCCAAACCCUCGUCUGGGUUUGUGAGGCCCAAAAAGAGCGAGCAGGACGUGGACGACGACAUGUUGUUUGACUUUCUGAACAGCUCGGAUCCUCCUGACAGCAGCAGGCGGGACUCAAGAAGAGAACUUGUGAAAGCGGUGGUGCCGGUCAUGGAGGCCCAGAACCUGACACCGCCUCGUUCCACCACACCUCAUACGGUUCCAUCCGCCCCGUCCACGCCACCCUCCACCAGGGGGGUUUCCAGGGCCUCCAGUAUGAGCUCUCUGUCUGCUCACAGCGUCAAAACAUCGGAGGAGAGCUCGGCGAAAGAACAAAGUCAAGAAACACCUGAGAGUUCAGACUCAGGCUUGGCCGUCCCUCAGGAGUCCAGCAGACAGGAGCCCUCUCCUCUUCUUCCUCCUCCUCCUCCUCCUCCUCCCUCAGAGGAGCCUCAGAGUCAGAUCAUGUCCAGUCUGCGUCUGGAGAACCAGCUGCUGCGUAGCGAGGUGUCCUCCCUCAACCAGGAGAUGGCUUCAAUCAUCCAGAGAGCAAAAGACCUCCAAGAGGAGCUGAACCAGACCCGCCUUCGAGCAGACCGGCGGAACUCGGAGCAGUCUCAGAGCGACAGGAUGUUACGGGAAUUUCGGUCGCAGGUUGAUGACCUCACAGAAACCCUCUCUGCCAAAGACGGUCAGCUUGCGGUCCUGAAGAUCCGACUGGAUGAAGCGGAUCAGAUGCUGAAGACUCGUAACGCUGCAUUAGACGAGGUUCAGAGGGAGAAGUCGAGGAUCAUUCAGGACCACUCACAGGGGAGCAGCAUGCAUAACCAGGCUCUGGAAACCAUCCAGGAGAGACUGCGUGAGGCUGACCUCUCCCUCAGGAGGGAACAGGACAACUUCCGGCAGAUGCAGAGCGAGUACGCUGGUCGUCUGUCCAAAGUGGAGGCUGAGAGGCAGACCCUCGCGGAGACGGUGACCGCAGCCGAGCGGCGGGCUGCAGAGGAGAAGCUCCGGGCCGAUGAUCUCCAGCAGCAACUGAAAAGUUCCAAAAAUGCAGCUGAGAGCGCCAAACAGGAGCUACAGGACUACAAACACAAAGCUUCACGCAUCCUGCAGUCCAAAGAGAAGUUGAUCAGCAGCCUGAAGGAAGGAUCCGGUCUGGACACUCUGGACGGCAGCGGGGCGAUGUCUCUGGAGCUGGAGGAUCUGCGUCACGAUAAGGAACUGCAGAGGGAGGAGAUCCAGAAGCUGCAGGGACAAGUGCACACACUGCGGAUAGAAAUCCAGGAUUUGGAGAAUCAGGGUCUCACAGAAGCAGAGACCUGGAGGGAGCAGCAGGUGCAGUUAGAGGAGCAACAGGCUGCACAGCACAGAGCUAAGCAGGAGGUGGAGGCUGAGAUGGAGCGCUACAAACAGGAGCUGCAGUACGUGGAGGAGGAGCAACAUCGAGCAAAAGCCACCCUGCAGAGCAGAGUCAAGGACCGGGAAGAUGAAAUCCAGAAACUCAGGAACCAGUUGACCAACAAGACUCUCAGCAACAGCCAGGCGGAGCUGGAGAACCGUCUCCACCAGCUGACGGAGACCCUGAUCCAGAAGCAGACCAUGCUGGAGGCUCUGGGCACAGAGAAGAGCUCUCUGGUCUUCCAGCUGGAGCGUCUGGAGCAGCAGCUGAAGAACGCUCAGGGGGGGCAGAGCGGAGGGCAGGCCAUCAACAUGAGCGGUCUGGAGGGAGCAGGGGCGCGACAGAGAAGCACUCCGGUCCUGUUCAGCGAUCAGGACGCUCCAGGCAUGUACGGACAAGUACGCAAGGCAGCCAGCACCAUCGACCGCUUCAGCAUCAGACUCGGGAUCUUCCUGCGGCGUUACCCGAUGGCCAGAAUAUUCGUCAUCCUGUACAUGGCGAUCCUGCACCUGUGGGUCAUGAUAGUCCUCCUGACCUACACACCAGAGAUGCAUCACAAUCAUCCUGACGGGAGAUGAAGACUUGAAUCCUCCUGGUGUGUGUUGAGAUGUUUGUUCACUGCAGCCCUCGGUGUACGGACAGUACGAGCUGCUGGGACACACGGAGCCUGGGUCCUGACUUUACCUGAUUUGCACAUAAAUGCUUAGAAUUAAAGUUAUUUCUUCUUUUUUUGUUUCAAACUGAGGAUCGAUACCCGACGGCUGUCUGAACUGACGAGUUUUAAAGUAAUUGCAGAGUGAUAUAUAUAAAUAUAUAUUGUGUUGGUGGUCUGUUGAAAGGACAUUAAAUCAAACACACCCGUUCUCAUCGUCUGCUUCAGACCUCUGUCCUCUGGAGAGAUUGUAUUUAACACUAUGUAAAAAAGAUUCUUUUAAUAAAUGAGUACAAAGAAA
Messenger RNA from Notolabrus celidotus (New Zealand spotty), 2869 nucleotides. RefSeq names its product golgin A5 (gene golga5). Lineage: Eukaryota; Metazoa; Chordata; Actinopteri; Labriformes; Labridae. The transcript is spliced from 13 exons. The coding region runs from base 203 to 2494 and encodes 763 amino acids. Gene Ontology annotation, cellular component: Golgi membrane; Golgi cisterna. Gene Ontology annotation, biological process: Golgi organization; retrograde transport, vesicle recycling within Golgi. The record is from RefSeq and is a predicted model, not a curated record.